Molecule: messenger RNA, 3103 nt
Organism: Haplochromis burtoni (Burton's mouthbrooder)
Lineage: Eukaryota; Metazoa; Chordata; Actinopteri; Cichliformes; Cichlidae
Exons: 8
Coding region: 280-1707 (475 amino acids)
Source: RefSeq, a predicted model, not a curated record
GUUAAUCAAAGCGUGAUAUGAUUCUCCACCACACACGCCAUUUAUUUCCUGUUUACCACCAAUUAGAGGAAGCAACAUACAAAGCGGAAGGAGCUGUUUAAGACAAAAAAAAUGGACAGAUUGAAAAGUGGGGCAGGAAGAUUUUAGGUAACUUAAAACCGAAAUUGAUGAAAGAUCACUGCAGACCAACAGACCGAGGAGGGAAAAAGACAUCAGGAAACAAACCGCAGAUAAAUAAUUCAGACUUCAAGAUCUUAAACAAACAUCCAAAACCAGAUAAUGAAGUUUCUGUUGCUACUCAUCCUCUCAAUAACGACAGGUUAUGAAGUCAGCUUUGGAAUGAAAGCAUGUCACCAAGGAUGGUUUCAAGACACCUGCAAAUAUCCUGAAAUAAAUAAAUCACAUCAAGACAAUGAUAUAGUCGAUUCCAAUGAAACAACCACUCAAAGCUCUGAGAAAGAUGAAACUGAAGGCAGAUUUUACCAUGAUACAAAAAGGAAAAAUCACCAUGCAGCCAUUAAAGACCUUAAAGAUAAGUGUAAAUUAAACCGAAGAUCAAACUCGACUGACAGAAAAGACGAGAAACCAGAACCUGAGCUUGAGAGCUGCCAACGAACACUGAAUCUCAUUUUGUACAAAAAAACAUGUGACUCUCCUGGAGAUGAUUACAUGUCUGGGUUCACGUUUUUCUGCAGACAGAACAAUUUCACCUGUGAAGAUAUUUUAUUAACAACUCAUCCUGAUCCUCAAAAGUCAAAAGGAUUAUUCAUUCUCACCAGCCAUGGCUUUAGCGCCUCUAUCAGUCAUGUGUCCCGAUGGGAUACUGGUGUCUACUGGUGCGCAGUGGUAUCAAAUGAGGGAAGAUUUUCACUCAAACGAGUAAAAAUUAACCUCUUAACCCCAGCGCCCCUAUAUGCAAUAAAGAAAUCAGCCACUGUUGGACAGAACUUCACCUACUGGUGUAAAUACAACCAGGAUAUCUCCUCACUUAAAAAAUUUUUCUGUAAGGGAGACGAGCCAUCUAUAUGUAAGCCUCUCAUAAACAACAGAAAGACUCACAUAAACAGGUUUUCUAUGAGUGAUACAAAGAAUAAAAUUACUAUAACAGUGAGAGAAAUAACAUUAAAUGACAGCGGGACAUACUGGUGUGGAGCAGAAAGACCCGACAACCAAACAAGCAACGUUUUCUUUGGCAGAUUGUUCCUGACUGUAGAUGGGCCUGCAAACACAGCACCUGAUGCAGCUUCUAAAAGUCAUGAUGUAGUGAUUGUUGUGAUCGUCUGUGUCACUUUGCUGCUGCUGCUGCUGCUGGUGUUUGUGAUCGUCUUGAUCCUUAUCUACAAACGAAUUUCAAAAUUACAAAACACAGGAAAUGAAGCAGCUGUGCAGAAUAUAAAAGAAGAGAAUAUCUAUGAAGAGUUCCAGGAGCACCUUGAGUAUCCAGACUCAGAAACUGCAACAAACACAGUUUAUCUCACUGUGAAUCCCCCAAACCAGCCUGACUCACUGCAUUACUCUACCAUCAACUUUCAAAGCAGGUCUAACAGAGCUGGUGGUGAGACACUGACUGUCAAACCCAGCUCCUCUGCCUACAAAUAUUCUGCUGUGACGUUCAGCAAACGUCCGACCAACUCAUCUGUUAAUCAGCUACACAGACCUACAGAGGAGUCUUUGUACUCCAGAGUCAAAAGGACGGGAAAAAACUAAAACGGGAAUUAGAGUUCAUUUCUCUUGUUAGAAAUGUAUAAAUUACAGAACCUGUAUGGCCAAGGAUUCAGGUCAUUACAUCUGUGUUAUUACAUCAGUCCAUCUAAGACUGAUUAACACCAAACUUCUUAGUUAGUUAUUUAAGCAAUGAUUUAAAAAAUGAUUUAAAAAAUCCUAAACAAUCCUGAUUUUUAUCUUUCGAUCACUCAAUGUCAUCUAUCUGGAAAAGUGCACACAUUACUCUGCUGUACAACCACAGUGUGAUUCUUGAAAUCAACAAAAAUCAAAAAUUAUUUCUAUAGCACAUAAUUAUGCAACAAAGUUGAUCAAAGUGCUUUGCAGUUGGUCAGACCAAUAAUAUAAGACAGUUAGAAUAAAAACAGUGAAAAGGAGGGCAAGAAAACAAUAUGGGUAAACAGCAUAACUAGCCACGAAAUUACCAACUAGUUUGAAUUAAAAGCCAGACUAAAACAAUAAGUUUUAAGAUGCAAUUUAAAAGACUGGAUGGACUCGAAGGAACAAAUAUAAGGAGCGAGGUUAUUCCAGAGUCGGGGUGCUACGAUAGCAAAGGCCCAAUCACCUCUGGACUUCAGACGAGACCUCGGUUGCGUCAGGAGCAUCUGAUUGGAAGAUCUUAGUGCUCUAUUAGGAAUAUACAAACGGAGGAGUUCAGACAGAUAGCUGGGAGCCAAAUUGUUUAGAAUUUUAAAGGUAAGCAAGAUAAUUUUGAAAUUGAUACGAUCUUCAACAGGGAGCCAAUGUAAGUUGACUAGUACGAUUUGACAGCUGCGUUUUGAACUAAGUGGAGCCGGUGAAGAGAAGAGAAGAAUAUGGGCGGCCUGAGUAGAGGGAAUUUCUUCCCUACCUUCCCUUUUUCAAUUAGAACUCCCAGUGGCUCCUUUCAUGGAGGAGUGGCUCUACUUCAAGCCCCUGCUGAGUGGUCCUCACUUUAUCUCACUUAUCUCAUUUCUAUCACUUUUAUCCACAAUCACAUUCUUUCAUUUAGUGACUGAAAAAAAUUAUAAUCAGUUAUUUCUGUACCUUAAUAAUAAUCGUAUCCUCUCACAGCAUAAACUGGGUUUUCAGAUUGAAAUACUUCCCAACUAAUACUCUCUUAAAAUCCCGUGUUCUCUGCCGAUCGUGGUCAUCUUAAAGUGGUGAUAGUUGUAGGUCUGACUAAAGCUUUUGACUUGGUUCAUUUUUCUUUCUUUCUCUUUUUUUUUUUGUGCCUGUCCCGUUUGGAUCUUUAGCCAUCAGAAUUGUUGUUUGAAGGCCAAGAAAGAUGCCAAGCGGCUUUACUUUACCAACUGGAUCAUCAUAGCCUUGCCAUAUUGGUCCAUUUGAUUGACCUUUAUUAUAAUUAUGUAUUUAUUUUAUUUGGUUUUCGGAUGUUACA